UGUGAAUUCUACCACCAACCGGAACAAGCCCUUUGGGAUGGUCAGCAUUUAAAUACCUCUACAAAGCAAAUAAGUAUAAAUAAUGAACCGAAUUUUCGGUCGGAGCAAACAGACGCCUCCACCCAACCUUUCUGACUGCAUAGGCAAUGUGGAUACGAGGGUCGAGUCGAUCGAUAAGAAAAUAGCGAGAAUCGAUGCAGAGCUAAUGAAGUAUAAGGACCAGAUGAAAAAGAUGAGGGAUGGACCCUCAAAAAAUACAGUAAAACAGAAGGCGAUGAGAGUGCUGAAACAAAAGAGAAUGUAUGAGGGUCAAAGAGAUCAGCUUUCCCAGCAGUCAUUUAAUAUGGAACAAGCCAACUAUACAAUCCAGUCAUUAAGGGACACCAAAACAACCGUGGAGGCUAUGAAGAUUGGAGCAAAAGAAAUGAAGAAAGCAUAUAAACAAGUGAAGAUGGAUCAGAUUGAAGACCUGCAGGAUCAACUGGAAGACAUGAUGGAGGAGGCCAACGAGGUGCAGGAAGCUCUCAGUCGCAGCUAUGGCACACCAGAGAUCGAUGAGGAUGAACUGGAAGCAGAGCUGGAUGCUCUGGGAGAUGAGUUACUGCUGGAUGAUGACAGCUCUUAUUUAGAUGAAGCCUCGUCUGCACCCUCCAUUCCUGAAGGAAUACCCAGUGACACAAAAACCAAUAAGGAUGGCGUUCUGGUCGAUGAGUUUGGACUUCCACAGAUCCCUGCCACAUAAGAAUCUGUUCUCUGAUCAGUGUUUUAUUUACAUGCGUUGGAGGAAGUUAUUAGUGCUGGUAAAUGGUAUUCAACAUGUUUUGUAGUAUUCAUUGCCAGUCUAGCACUUGGUAUUGUAACUAACUGUUUUUGUUACAUGUUGAUCUUGUUCACAUGAAGCACAAUUUUAAUUAGAAUUUGGUCAUGUUAACAUGUUAGCCUGAUUGACAAUAAGAUUCCAGUUUUUAGAAAUUUAAAGAAAUCUGGUAUAUACCUUAAAUCUGAAUUUUG
Messenger RNA from Rhinichthys klamathensis goyatoka, 1011 nucleotides. It is a transcript of the gene chmp5a, whose product is annotated as charged multivesicular body protein 5a. The transcript has 8 exons. The record is from RefSeq and is a predicted model, not a curated record. Gene Ontology annotation, cellular component: multivesicular body. Bases 83 to 742 code for a protein of 219 amino acids. Gene Ontology annotation, biological process: vesicle budding from membrane; late endosome to vacuole transport via multivesicular body sorting pathway. NCBI's taxonomy places the organism in Eukaryota, Metazoa, Chordata, Actinopteri, Cypriniformes, Leuciscidae.